Molecule: messenger RNA, 3128 nt
Organism: Octodon degus (degu)
Lineage: Eukaryota; Metazoa; Chordata; Mammalia; Rodentia; Octodontidae
Gene: Miga2
Product: mitoguardin 2
Exons: 15
Coding region: 1-1782 (593 amino acids)
Biological process (GO): mitochondrial fusion
Source: RefSeq, a predicted model, not a curated record
AUGGCAUUCCGGCGCACGGAGGGCAUGUCUAUGAUCCAGGCUCUGGCCAUGACGGUGGCAGAGAUUCCCGUGUUCCUGUACACCACCUUCGGGCAGUCUGCGUUCUCGCAGCUACGCCUGACACCAGGCCUGCGGAAAGUCCUCUUUGCCACGGCCCUGGGCACUGUAGCCCUGGCCCUGGCUGCCCACCAGCUGAAGAGGCGCCGGCGGAGAAGGAAGCAGGCAGGGCCUGAGGUGGGAGGUGAGCAGCUGGGCACGGUGCCCCUGCCCUUCGUCCUUGCCCGGAAAGUGCCAUCGGUGAAGAAAGGCUACUCCAGCCGGAGGGUGCAGAGCCCCAGCAGCAAGAGCAAUGACACCCUCAGCGGCAUCUCUUCCAUUGAGCCCAGCAAGCGCUCAGGCUCCUCCCACAGCCUGGCCUCGAUGAUGGCAGUGAACUCAUCCAGCCCCACGGCUGCAUGCUCUGGACCAUGGGAAACCCGAGGGAUGGAGGAGUCCAUGCCCGCCACUGACGGCAGUGCUGAGAGCCUCUACGUGCAAGGCAUGGAGCUGUUCGAGGAGGCGCUGCAGAAGUGGGAGCAGGCGCUGAGUGUGGGCCAGCGCGGGGACAACGGCAGCACCCCCACGCCUGCAGACAGCCUGCGGCACCCGGAGACGGCCUCUGAGGCCCUGUCAGAGCCAGAGUCGCAGCGGCGGGAGUUUGCGGAGAAGCUGGAGCUGCUGUUGCACCGCGCCUACCACCUGCAGGAGGAGUUCGGGUCCACCUUCCCCGCCGACAGCAUGCUGCUCGACCUGGAGAGGACGCUCAUGCUGCCCCUGACCGAGGGCUCACUGCGCCUGCGGGCUGAUGAUGAGGACAGCCUGGCCUCUGAGGACUCCUUCUUCUCAGCUGCUGAGCUCUUCGAGUCCCUGCAGGCUGGAGAUUACCUGGUGCCACUGUCCAGACCUGCUGCUGCCUACGAGGAGGCCCUGCAGCUGGCAAAGGAGGGCAAGGUGGCCUGCCGGACCCUGCGGACCGAGCUGCUCAGCUGCUACAGUGACCAGGACUUCCUGGCCAAGCUGCACUGCAUUCGGCAGGCCUUCCAGGAGCUUCUGGAAGACCCUGGGAACCAGCUUUUCUUCGGGGAGGUCGGCCGGCAGAUGGUGAUGGGGCUGAUGGCCAAGGCCGAGAAGAGCCCCAAGGGCUUCCUAGAGAGCUACGAGGAGAUGCUGAGCUAUGCCCUGCGGCCAGAGACCUGGGCCACCACGCGGCUAGAGCUGGAGGGUCGCGGGGUGGUGUGCAUGGGCUUCUUCGACAUUGUGCUCGACUUCAUCCUCAUGGAUGCCUUUGAGGACCUGGAGAACCCACCAUCCUCGGUGCUCGCCGUGCUGCGGAACCGCUGGCUGUCUGACAGCUUCAAGGAGACGGCCCUGGCCACUGCCUGCUGGUCGGUCCUGAAAGCCAAGAGGCGGCUCCUGAUGGUGCCUGAUGGCUUCAUCUCCCACUUCUACUCCGUAUCGGAGCACGUGAGCCCUGUCCUUGCCUUUGGCUUCCUUGGCCCCAAGCCCCAGCUUGCGGAAGUCUGUGCUUUCUUCAAGCACCAGAUCGUGCAGUACCUGCGGGACAUGUUCGACCUGGACAACGUGCGCUACACCUCAGUGUCCGCACUGGCUGACGACAUCCUGCAGCUGUCACGGCGCCGCAGCGAGAUCCUGCUGGGCUACUUGGGGGCGCCCGUGGCCAGCAGCGUCAGCCUGAAUGGGGCACUGCCCCGAGGGAAUGGGUCCCUGGGGGAGCUGCAGUAGCUGCUGGAAGGGACCUUGGCUGCCCAGGUCACACCCACACUGGUGACAGCAGAGGAGCUGUGCCCCCUUUGGGUGGCACCCAAGCGCCAUGGCGGCCGAGGGCAGUGGUCCCUGAGCUCGCCCACCCUGCUGCUGGGCACCCCCGAGGCUCAGAGGGCAGCAUUCCUUAGAGAGGGUGGGGCCAGAGUCUGGAGCCUUUGGUGGACCCUGGGGACAGCAGGGGAGGAAGGUCUCGAGGAAGAGGGGCAUUGAGGACAGUUGGGACCAGAAAAGCCAGAUGCCAGAAGGUGGUGAGGAGCGGGUGGCAGGGCUCUGGGGUGCAGCAGAGGUCACAGUGUACCGAGCCCAAGCACCUGACAGCUGUGUAUCUGAGUCCGAGUGUCUAUGUGGCCCACCCUGUUGUCUCCCUAGUCUUCAGCUAGCCGGGGGGGGGGGGACAGGGCAGGUGGCCAGCUUGGGUCCUCGGGGGUAGGCAGAGGUGGAUCUGUACCCCAAGAACCACCCUAUAACCUGCCCUCGUUUCCCGCCCCUGCCAAAGAUGUCAUCCCACCCCCCAGGAGUCUUCUCCACCACCCUUUCUGUGAACCUGGAAGUUCCUGGGUGGUGCUGAGCUCGAAGCUGGGGGCUGGGACCAGGGUCCCCACUGCUGUCACCCGUGAUGCGACUGCUGCCAUCAGCUGCCCAGGAGUGAGGGUCCCAGGGACCACGGCAGGGGAGGCCAGGAUGUUCAGAUGGACCAGCUCCCUCGCGAGGACCAGAAGCUGCCCGGCACUUAGCAGGGACACACAAGACGCGCGGACCUGCUCCGGGAGGCGCAUGGCCCGGGGCUCGGCCACCCGCAGCGCACGGCAAGGGCAGCGUGGGUCAGUGUGGCUGCAGGGACUCUGCCAGUGCUCUCUCGCCCAAGCCGCAAGUUUUAUUUAUUGCCUUAACACUUUACUCGGAGGUUCUGCUCCUUCUGGGUUUCAGGACGCUGCAAGACUGAGACUCCUGACCGUCUGGGGUCGGCACCCAAGCUCCAGGGCCUGGGGUGGGAAGGGCUGGGAGGAGCUGCAGAGGGAGAGGGCGCCAGAAGGAGCGUGGUCUUCACCCCAAGGCCCCAGGAGCUGAGCCUGCCUCCUCCUCCCUGGCUGCACCCACAUUCCGUUCCUUUGCACUUAGCGCUAUGAAUGUGGCCCGCUUGGUUGCCCCCUUCGCUGUUGCUGUAGCCGGAAGCCAGAAGCGGCAUUUGUGUUCGCCUUUGUUUACACUUCCACGCGCCGCUGCUCACGCUCAAGGCUUCCACCCGUUUGUUCGUUGGCAGAGCGCUGGCAUCAACCUGAGUCAAAUAAAAGGUCGGACCCAGA